AUGUCGUCUAUUGUUCCAUACGUCAAUAUCUACGAAGGCUUCUACCACGAGGCCUUCGCGCUUUAUCAAGCUAAUAAAUUAUGGACCCCGGAACUAUACGCCGACGGCGAGAUAUUCGGAGAGCUCGCCCUGAUGCCUUUAGAUGCAUUGCCACCCGCUACUUCUGUUACAAAUAAUUCGUCAAGUCAAAAUAUCACACCGCCGUCCGAUGCCACGACCGCAGUCGAAGAUGCAGCAGCUGCCACGGCGAACGACUACGGUCCCACAUACAUUUUCAGCGAAUAUGCAUAUCGAAUUGAACACGGCUUCAAUCGUGGGAUCAAGUUGCAAGUACCCAUGCCUCAGACUGGCCUGACGCUACUCCGUGACCACAAGACUCGUUCAACAGCAACCAAGCUUAUCGUGCUGGUCGAAGUGCAAACUUACACCAAGUGGAGCUAUGGAUGGAAUGUCACGUUUUCCGCCCGAAAUCCAUUCAGAGAAUUCAACCGUGGCGGAGAAUUCGAAUCCGACAAUGGCCGGCGCGCCGAAGUAUGUGUGCAUGCGUUUUGUGCAGCAAUCGACUCGAUCGUCGACUUCAUCAACGAUAACCGGUAUCCGAAGCCCCAAAUCUCGAAUUUCUACGUGCGCGUCCCUCAGUUUGCGGAUUCCAGGUAUGCACUCCGCCGGCUUUUGCCCGAGGUGGAGCAAGGGGGUACAUGUCUAGAUGGUUUGCCGAGUUGGGUUCAACAGAUGCAUGUUGCACUUUCGCAUACCGUCGUUCAGCUGCGAAAGCUAAGGGCACAAGGAGUUAAUGUUAGGGUGUGGCAGAGCAGCAAGAGGCAGAGUAAAUCAGUACCUUAUCCUAGGCAAUAG
Messenger RNA from Fusarium mangiferae, 855 nucleotides. RefSeq lists its product as uncharacterized. Bases 1 to 855 code for a protein of 284 amino acids. NCBI's taxonomy places the organism in Eukaryota, Fungi, Ascomycota, Sordariomycetes, Hypocreales, Nectriaceae. The transcript has a single exon. The record is from RefSeq and is a predicted model, not a curated record.